Molecule: messenger RNA, 2883 nt
Organism: Toxoplasma gondii ME49
Lineage: Eukaryota; Apicomplexa; Conoidasida; Eucoccidiorida; Sarcocystidae
Product: HAD hydrolase, family IIA protein
Exons: 8
Coding region: 1-2568 (855 amino acids)
Molecular function (GO): phosphatase activity
Source: RefSeq, a predicted model, not a curated record
AUGGCAGAGAGAGAGAGAGAGGGAGAGAGGGAGAAACGAGAGAGAAGAAGAGCGAAAGAAAAGGAGAGGAAGAAAAAGAGGGAGACACACAAGAAAGAGCAGACAGAGCCAGAGAGAGAGAAAGGAAAGUCGAACAGUCCUGGGUGUCGCGUUCCUCUCAGGACCCUCUCUCUCGUCCACCGUUUCCUUUUUUUCUCAUUUUUUUAUCAAGAGGUGGAGGAAAAGUUUCUUUUUGGGAGCGAGGGAACUUUUUCGAAUCGACAUCCGAGAAAGAAGACGCACUGCUCAUCCUUCCUCAGACUCAAGACAAAGGCCGAGAGACACCGUUCCAGACGAAAGCGCGUCUGCCGAUCUUUCCUCUUUUUCACUUUCGCUCGGUGCAGAGUGUCGCCCCGCUCCUGUCGUCUUCGCAUACCUUCUCUUCUCCUCGCGCAUCAGCAAGAGAACGGCCGGAACAGACGUCCACAGACCUCCUUGGGGCAACACAGCGGACGCGUUUCCGCGGGGAAGACUCCUUCCGCCAUGAAAAAGGAAGGAAAACAGACGAACGCACACGCACCGACAGGAGCACUGUGGCAGUCACCCAGCCUCCUCUCCCUAACAAAGCGUAGAUUCCUUUUCGUGGACAGAAAACGAGAAAACAGAAUCCCCUGUCUCCUCUCCUCUGGCUCCGGCAAACUUCUAGCGGCCUGUUCACAGCGAACGACAUCAACGAGAGGGGAGGCGAGGAAGACGCCCAGACGGUCCAGAACCGCGCUACCGCGACAGAAGCCGCUUCCUCCACGAGAGCUUGGAGAAGUGACGGCGCUCUGCAUAUUUAGGAAAGAAAACACCGCGAAAACGCUUGCGAUUCUGCAGGAAAUGGAGACGAAAGAAGCGACAAUUAAAAAGCCAUUGAGCAAAGCCCAUGUCACAGGGAAACCGUUUGCCUUCGCUGUACCUCGCCUCAAACCUCUCUCACUCGAACACCCUUGCUGCUCUUCCUCUUCCUCCUUCUCUUCCUCCUUCUCUUCCUCCUUCUCUUCCUCCUUCUUUUCUUCUUCUUCCUCCUCACCGUUUUGCGUCUCCCCUUUUCCUCUGCCUCUCGCUUCGUGCCGUUCUUCUUCCUUUCGCCAUCUGCCCUCCUCUCUACGCUCCUCCUUCUCCACCAUGGCCUCUCCCUCUGCGUCGCUCCUCUCUGCGCCUUUGCCGUGGUUGAUUGUUCCGAGUCGCGCUUCGCGCGCGCCAGCGGAGACUGCGACUCCUCUUGCUCCGGCGCAUGCACUCGAAGAAGGAAAGCAUGUGGGCGGGCAGCAGACCGGCGCAGAGUUUCUCGCGGAUGUCGAUGUCCUGCUCUUUGACUGCGACGGAGUUCUGUGGCAUGGCGACAAGCUGCUCCCAGGAGUCGCGAAGUUGCUGAACGCGUUCGGAGCCUCUGGAGGGAAGCAGGAGGAGAGAGAACUCCCAGACGACGCCGGCAGGUCUUCGGCGUCCGGCUCUGGAGCGCAGCAAAAGAAGAUCUACUUUCUGACGAACAACAGCACGAAGAGCCGCAGAGGCUUCUUGAAGAAACUGGAGAGCCUCGGUGUGCAUGCAACGGAAGAACAAGUCGUCUGCAGCUCCGUCGUCGCCAGCUGGUACCUCCAGAAGAGACGCGCUGCCUUCCGACAAGAAAAAGCGAAAAUGCGAACAGUGCAAAACGCGGCGAAGGAGAAGAACGAGACGAAGGAAGAGAAAGUGGAAAUCGACGAUUCACUUGUUUACGUCAUUGGAGAGGAAGGGUUGCUGGAGGAACUCCACAACCAUGGAUUCAAAACCUUAGGCGGACCGGCAGAUGGGGAGAUUCGCCUGGACUUCCAGAAGAACAAAGACCUCGCCGUUGAUUUCAGGCGCGAUGUGGGCACCGUGGUCGUCGGAUUGGACCGGAGCUUCAACUACUACAAGCUGCAGUACGCGCAGCUCUGCAUAAACUUCAACGACGCCUUCUUCCUCGGCACCAACAGAGACGCGCUCGGCAACUUCACACCCUCGCAGGUGUGGGCAGGCGCGGGGACGAUGGUUCAAGCAGUCGAAGCGGCGACGGGGAAGAAGGCGGAGGUCGCGGGGAAACCUUCGGACAUCCUCCGCGAGUAUCUCCUCACUCACGUCCUGAGCUCCACUCCUCUGAACCGCGUCUGUCUUGUCGGAGACCGCCUCGACACAGACAUUUGCUUCGCACAGCGCCUCGGCGUCCGCAGCGUCCUCGCUCUCACAGGUGUGACCGACGCAGCUCUUCUGCUCCGGCACAUUCAGAUGCGGCAGCAGGCGAUGCAUGCAUGCAAAGGCCUGGAGACGCGUGCAGAGACAGACCCUGCGGUCCAACGCAGAACGACCGAAACAAACGGGGUGUCGAAUGACACACAGAAUCACGCGACAGAGGCAGAAGAGACAGAAGAGACAGAAGAGACAGACGGCAAGGGGGAGGACGGAAGCAGAAAGAGGAGGAAACUCCACGCAGACGCGGCGACAGAAGACGCGGAACACGGUCGAGACCUCGAUUACGUUGUUCCAGACUUUGUGAUUGAAACUGCAGCACAUCUGGUCGAAUAGAAAUGCCAAAAUUGAAAAACGCCUUCUCCUGUCUCUUGAUGCUUACAAGUGUCACGUACAAAGACAUAGUUAUUACAUAUAAAUAUACUCAAAUAUUUAUAUUUAUUUAUUUUUUAAAAUACAUUUAAAUAUAUUUAUACAUGUGCAUAUGUGUAUAUACACAUAUUUUUAUACAUAUAUAUAUAUAUAGAUAGAUAGAUAUGCAUGCAUACGCUAUAUUGGGUGCUUGUGAAGGGACAAUAAGGGAGAUGCUUCAGACGAGCGAUCAGCUGACAUGGCAAGUCUUUUCGCGACUUUCGCAUGCGAGGGAACGUU